AUGUCGGGCGAACUACCCACUGCGCGGAUACGACCCUACUAUGGCGCGGACUCGAACGAGCGCAAGACCAUGAUGCGCCUCAUCGCGAAGCAUGAGAUGGAGGCGCUCGCGACAGCGAAUCGUAGAGCCUACUGUAACCCUGCGCUCGUGUUGCUCUGGCUUGCCGCAUCCUCCGCCUUCGUGGAGUUCAUGCACUGGUGGCCAAGUCAGCAACCUGCAGGACUCGGUGGGCUCUGGCCUUGGUUCAGCCCGGUCCGCGGCUAUGCGCCAUUCCUUGUCGUGUUCCUAGUCGCUGUGGAUUGGUUCAAUCGUCCCUAUUUCGAGGAGCGAAUGCAGGCGUCGCUACGCUCAGAGGACAGACGCGAUGGCUCCUCCUUCUGGCUGCUCGAAUACGACGGCGAGAUCAUUGGACUGGCGGCAAUCAAGACUCGGGAGGCCAAGGCAACCCAAGCGACUUCUGUCGUCGCUGACCUGACGCACUUUACCGUCAUCGAACCGUAUCGUCCCGCGAACAUCCAGCGCGACCUACUUCAGCAUACAAUCCGAAAGGCUUUUGAGGCCAACGACAAACUCGCUCUGAUCCACGCCGAGGACGACGCGCUGCAUCCAUAUAUUCAGCAGGCUCUACACGACGAAGGUUUUCGCGUCAUUGACGGCGAAGUCACACGGACCAUGGGCAUCAUGCGAUGGAAAAUACGCGACAGCACUUUGAUAAGGAGCGAAUGGGAGCGAAGGCAGGCAGACACUACCAAGGGAUCAGCAGGUUGA
This is a messenger RNA of Schizophyllum commune H4-8, 768 nucleotides long. RefSeq lists its product as uncharacterized. Gene Ontology annotation, molecular function: acyltransferase activity, transferring groups other than amino-acyl groups. The transcript has 3 exons. The record is from RefSeq and is a predicted model, not a curated record. NCBI's taxonomy places the organism in Eukaryota, Fungi, Basidiomycota, Agaricomycetes, Agaricales, Schizophyllaceae. The coding region runs from base 1 to 768 and encodes 255 amino acids.